Parasteatoda tepidariorum (common house spider) is the source of this 1465-nucleotide messenger RNA. RefSeq lists its product as uncharacterized. Lineage: Eukaryota; Metazoa; Arthropoda; Arachnida; Araneae; Theridiidae. The record is from RefSeq and is a predicted model, not a curated record.
AGAUAACAUUUAUCAAAAGGAAACUAGGAUCAAAACAUUUAUCAAAAGGAAACUAAAGUAAAAGGAAACCCCUUUUUUUAAUCUUCGUUUGGAUCUUGGAGGAAAGUAGAUAAGAGUUACUCUCUGUUUUUAUCAAGCAAGCAGUCUGUCCGAAAAAUAUCCAAAUCAACUUAUUCAUCUUGUUAUGAUAUUUUCCUGAGUGCUUAGUAAGUUAAGAUGGCUGAAAACGAUUUCUCUAGUAGCAUAACGGCGUCAAAAGCAGUGUCAGAUAGUUUUGAAUUUAAAUGGACGGUAAGAAAUUACUUCUCUGAUGGAUAUUUAUCUGAUGGCUUUUGCCAAGAGUUUUUUUCGAAACUUUGUGGUGGAAUUAAAUUUCAAAUAAUUGUUUACAAAUGUGAUACUAGAAGAAAUCGAAAUCCUAUGUUUAUAGUGAAGGUUGUUAUGAAAGAAAAUGCUGAAAAUAGUGUGAUAAAAACAUUUCUAUUUUUUGAAAUCCGAGAUAAUAAUGGACAUUUAUAUUUAAAGGAUUCGAUAGAGAAUCGAUUUUCUCAUUUGAAUGAGGAGUAUGAAUGUGAUGGUUUUGAAAUGCCAUUAUAUAAGCCUGUUUACGGGCUGUUAUCUGAUGGAAGACGUUAUGAAAUGCAUUUUCAGGAGGGCAAAUUUAUUAUUAAGGGAAGUGUUAUUUUUCAAUGCUAUGAAGAAAAUAUUGUUUCUCAACCGCUGUGUGAAAACAUUAGUCAACUUCAGAGCGAUUUGAAGGGCUUGUUGAAAAACAAUUUUUAUGCUGACAUUAAGUUUCUUAUCGGUGAUGAUAUACUGCACGCACACAAGAAUAUUUUGUGCUCGAGGUCUGUAGUUUUCAAGAAGAUGUUCGAGCAAAAUAUGAAGGAAAACAAAGACAGCACAGUAGAAAUUACUGACAUACAAAAGCCGGUCUUCGAAGCUUUUUUGAGCUUUCUUUAUACAGGAACCAUUCAAAACAACAAACUUGAUAUAGUUAUGUCUCUCUAUUCAGUUGCUGACAAAUAUGCAGUAGAGACUCUAGUAACAACUUGCAGUAAGCUUCUUGUUAGUUACCUAUCUGAUAAGACUGUAGCUCUUAUCUUGAAAUUAGCAGAUAUGCAUAACGAUGCUGCAUUAAAAGCAACUGCAAUAGAUUUCAUUUGCAAAAAUUUUGAAGAAGUCGAGACCACAGAUUCGUGGGAUACUCUGUUGAAUUCUGAUCCCCGCUUGGCUUCUUAUGCUCUGAAACAAGUCUCAAUAAGUACUGCUAAAAAACGUAUCGAGACCACGGCUGCUGAAAACGUUGCGACUGGAACGAUUAAAACCAUGGAUCUAGGAGUAAAACGAUUGUUCUACCGAUGAUAGGUGCUCCCGCCACUUUGGAGAAGAUAUUUUGUCAUCACAGAUUGUCUAAUCCUGUAAAAUUGAAUUUGAUAAAAAAAAAGUGUUUAUUGUAUUUUUA